Molecule: messenger RNA, 2888 nt
Organism: Fundulus heteroclitus (mummichog)
Lineage: Eukaryota; Metazoa; Chordata; Actinopteri; Cyprinodontiformes; Fundulidae
Product: gastrula zinc finger protein XlCGF57.1-like
Exons: 3
Coding region: 751-2247 (498 amino acids)
Biological process (GO): negative regulation of transcription by RNA polymerase II
Molecular function (GO): DNA-binding transcription repressor activity, RNA polymerase II-specific
Source: RefSeq, a predicted model, not a curated record
UCGUCUUUAUAGAAACUUUAGAAAUCUUGCGAUGGUUCGGGCGUUUUUAAGUACGGCAGAUGUCUGCUGUUUGGCAGAUAGCUUCAUUUUUAAUUCUUUAUAACCUUAGUGAAGGCUUUUGAGGCGGAAACGCUUAUUCCUAUGUAUCACUUCCGCUUCUUGUGGAGCUCCUCUCGAUCCGUGUUUGCAGCCAAAUGCCUCGCGAAAAAAGGUCUUGUACGUUUUUUUAACAUCACAAUUGUCUUUGCUUUUCGUUGUAGUCUUGCACAUUCUAAUGAAAUCCGUCCUCUGUAUUUACCCAUCCGUUGCUCAGCCAGUCUGUAGGAUUCAAACCGGGGAACUUGCAGCCUCCACUGGACGCAACGCCUCACUUUAAACUCCUGCUUGCGUAAAACAGAUCUGUGGUUGAGCUCUCAGACUUAGGUCGACAGUCUGCCUGCGGAUGUCACUUUUAUAAGUCUAUUUUGAACCCCUGAUUAUCUUUAGACCUUUUGUUGCACACAAAGUAAUUAGUAAUCUGUACUAUUAGCUUCCGUGGAAAUUAAAUCUGUUAAACAGCAGAUGUUUCCUCCUUUUCAAAAGAGGACCGAGAGACUGGGGACAGUUCCAGAGAGGACACAGAGCUGCUGACCAAGUUUCAGCACACAGCAAAACAAGAUACAGGUUAUAUGACCUGUAACCCUGAUAUACUAGAACACGUGAAGGUUGCAAACACAGAUUGUUAAGAGAAGAAUCCCAAGUGUGCAGAGGAUGUCUGAGAUGAUGAAGGUUGAAGCAGAGGACCAUGGAGAACCCAGUUUGGUGUCCUCCAGACCUGCAGCAUCCUCAUCAGAACUGGAGCAGAAACAAGACAACAAAGAUCUCAUCCAUCAGGUUUUGGUGAAAACAGAAGAGGAUCCUUGUGACUGGAGCCCCUGUCUGGACCAGCAGAACCCAGAAACCCCCCACAUAAAGGAGGAGGAUGAGGAACUGUGGAUCAGUCAGGAGGAAGAACAGUUUACUGUGAAGACUGAGGAUGAGGAGAAACUUCAGUUAUCGGAGCUUCAUCAGUUCAAAACAGAAGACAACAGACAGACUGAAGCUCCAACCAGCAGCUCAACUGAACACAUGGAAACAGACAUUAAUACACAGCACUGUGGAGGACCAGAACCAGACAAGUAUUCUGUCAAAUUACAGAUGAAGGUUCAUACUGGAAAGGUGAAACAUAGCUGUGAUCUUUGUGGUAAAACAUUUAAAGUAAAGAGUUACCUUCAGAUACAUAUGAGAGUCCACACUGGAGAGAAACCAUUUGCCUGUGAUGUUUGCUGUAAAAAGUUUCAUGCAAAGACAAAUCUUAAAAUUCACAUGAAACUCCAUUCAGUAGAAAACCCUUUUUCCUGUGAUAUUUGUGGCACAGGAUUUAAGACGAAGGAAAGGCUUAAGAAGCACACGUGGAGCCACAAUGGAGAGAAACCAUUUGUUUGUGGUUUUUGUUGCAAAAGGUUUUUACUAAAAGAGAAUCUAAGAAGUCAUUUGCCUGUUCACACAGGAGAAAAACCAUUCAUUUGUUCGAUUUGUAGUAAAGGAUUUUCACGACUACAACGUCUAAAGAUUCACAUGCAUGUUCACACAAGAGAGAAACCAUUUAUUUGUAAUGUUUGCAGUCAAGGAUUUUCACAAAAAGAGAGCCUGAAAACUCACACGCGCAUUCACACGGGCGAGAAACCGUUUGUUUGUAGUGUUUGCAGUCAAAAUUUUUCACAAAAGGGAGAUCUAAAGCGUCACAUGCGCAUUCACACAGGUGAGAAACCGUUUAUUUGUAGUGUUUGCAGUAAAGGAUUUUCACAAAAAGAGGUUCUGAAAAAUCACAUGCGUGUUCACACAGGAGAGAAACCAUUUGUUUGUGAUGUUUGCCGUAAAGGGUUCUCACAAAAAAGGAGUCUAAACAGUCACAUGCGUGUUCACACAGGGGAAAAACCAUUUACCUGUCAUGUUUGUGAUAAAAGAUUUUCCCAGUCUGGAGGUAUGAAGAGACACAUGGCUGUACACACCAAACAAUUUAACUGUAGCGAGUGUGGAAAAUGUUUUGUAAAAGCAAUAUCAUUGGAACGACACAUGAGACUUCACUCUGAGGAGAGGCCAUUUGGUUGUGAUGUCUGUAAAAACAGAUUUAAACUGAAAUGUAAUCUUGAAAGUCACAUGAAAAUCCAUUCGGGAGAGAAACCAUCUGUGUGUUGUUUAUCCUGUGAAGCAUUUUCACAACUUUGAGUUCUGCAGAAACAUGAGGACUGCAGCUUAUAAUUAUGUCGACAGUCGACCGGGACGGGACGAUUUGACAAAAAUAUUAAUGUCAAUGACUCAUGCCCACAACUCCAAAGUUACUUUUAUUCUUCAAUUUGACCUUGUAGAUAAAUGUUUUGUGCUGAUAGAGCAUGUUUUCAAAAUAUGUUAGGGUCACUGUUCCCUCAAAGCUGCGCACCUGCGCAAUCGCGCACUGCAUCUGGAUUCAGAGUGCACAGCAAAUCUAUGCAGCGCAGAAAACAAAAUCCAAGCUGAGGUGUAAACAAAAUAAUAAUUAAGCAAGUUAUUUUGUACCAUUUAGCAAUUCUGGUGAACUGGUGUUCCACGGUCCCACUCUGUGUGCGCCAGGUGCUGAUCGGAGCACACCACUGAUUGACAGGUGGGGCAGAUGCAUUUAUAGUUGGGCAGGUGGCAGUGUGUUGGGAUCUUCUUAUCUGAGAUCCUAAGUGCCAUUUUUCAACCAAUUUGGUUGGUUUUUGAGUGCUACACCUGCUGUUUGUUUCUGGAGCGCUGUUGCUCCGCUAGCAUCCUGCAGUUGGAGUCCAUUGCAGUGCACAGCUUCUGCUGAUUUCAAACCAGCCUUGUUGUUCUACCUCCAUUUUUGAAAA